Molecule: messenger RNA, 1077 nt
Organism: Prorocentrum cordatum
Lineage: Eukaryota; Dinophyceae; Prorocentrales; Prorocentraceae
Source: the annotation of a GenBank genome assembly
AUGAAGACUGGCUUGAUCGACCUUGUGAACAGCAAGGUUGGGGGCUCUCUCGGCGGCGGCGGCCGUCGGACAGACAACCAGGUAAACUACUACGCGCAGCGCCAGCUCACCACCGACGACUGGAACAAGCUCAUGGAUAAGAACGUCUCGGUCCAGCUGAAAUUUUUAACGGUUGUCAACCGUAUGGAGUCGAUCGGUUGCGUGUUCUCGUCCGAGCACACGAUGACUCACAUCGUGGGAUUGAUCACUCUGGCUUCGUCACCGCCUGGGGCCCGUGACAUUGGGGUCUUGCUGCAGAACGCCUGGCAGAUGUUGCAGGACGUCAAAUUGGCCUUCAGACGCACUCGCACUCGGGUCAGGUUGCCGCACCACGGAGCCAUCGCCGAGUACCCUUCGAACACGGACUCGAUGAGUACGAGCCACGUGGACAUGUACAAGAGGGCCUACUCCUCAGAAGGACCAGCGCCCUGCCGCGUCGACGAGACGCUGCUCUGCGAGCUGAGGACCCACCACACGGUGGCGACGCCGAUCAAGACGUCGUGCCGCGGCCCCCGCAGCAUGCCAGAGAUCCACGGUCCGGAACCGCCUGCGGCUGCAGGCGCCGCAGCAGCUACGGCGGCGUGUGAGCCCGCGCCUGCAGCGGGCUCAGGCGGCGCCAUCGAGAAGGGCAAGAGCGUCGACGACAUCAUCGAUGGCCUGGCGAAGCACGUCAAGAAGAAGGUCCCCGAGUUGGCGCGGCGCAAGCCAGCAGCGGCUCAGGCCAAGCCCGCUCCGAAGAAGGAGACGUCGACACCCAUGAAAAAAAUUAAGAAGAAGGCGGCCAGCAGUGCGAAAUCCAAGAAGGCGGCGGCCAUCGACACCAAGCAACUCCAGAAGCACCUCAAGCAGUUCCCCUUCCCAGGCAUCCCAAAGGCCCCAAUGGAGCCCGUGAGGGCGGGCAACUACGCCAUCUACACUGACCGCACCAAGCGGGCUUGGCGCGUCAAGGAGAACAACGUCAGGACGGACAAGGCCUUCGGCUGGGGCGUGGACUGCGAGGGGUCGUGGCGCCGCGCGAUCCACUACAUCUUCGCGUGA